Diversispora eburnea is the source of this 567-nucleotide messenger RNA. The record is from the annotation of a GenBank genome assembly. NCBI's taxonomy places the organism in Eukaryota, Fungi, Glomeromycota, Glomeromycetes, Diversisporales, Diversisporaceae.
AUGUCCUUAUUAUUAGAAUAUUUUAACUUGGAUUAUGAAUUUUUUCCUGCAACCGAUGUUAAUUCUCCUGAAGUGGAAGAAGAAUAUCAAUCAGUUAUUGCUCAAAGUGAAGAUUUAAAAAAAACAGAAGUUGCUUGCACGUUAAGCCAUUUAAGAAUAUAUCAAUCAAUUAUUGAUAAUAAUUUAAAGAGCGCGUUAAUAUUCGAAGAUGAUAUAGAUAUAGAGAUGGAUAUUAAACAUCAAAUUAGUAAAAUUUUACCAUAUCUUCCAGAAGAUUGGGAAAUGUUUUAUAUCGGUCAUUGUUGUGUAGAAAAUUUAAGAGAACCUUUUAAUUAUCCAACCUUAUAUAUUUCAACUAGACCUUCUUGUACACACGCUUAUGCGGUUUCUAAUAUUGGAGCUCGAAAACUUCUAUCGAUAUUAGUCAAGCUUAAGAUGCCUCUAGAUUGUGUUUUAGUUAAUUUAAUAGAAGCUGGUAAAAUAAAAUCUUUUAGCGUUGAACCACCUUUAGUUAUUCAAUGGAGAUUAGGGAUGGGAUCUGAUAUUCAUGCUACCGAUCCUUCAUGG